Messenger RNA from Thalassophryne amazonica, 3935 nucleotides. RefSeq names its product multiple EGF-like-domains 11 (gene megf11). The coding region runs from base 169 to 3570 and encodes 1133 amino acids. The record is from RefSeq and is a predicted model, not a curated record. The transcript has 26 exons. Gene Ontology annotation, molecular function: protein binding; scavenger receptor activity. Lineage: Eukaryota; Metazoa; Chordata; Actinopteri; Batrachoidiformes; Batrachoididae.
AGCUCAUUAUUUUUCUUCUCUCCCACAGAUCUGCAACCUGUCAUCACCUCUCCCAGCUAGUCAGUGUUUCCGAGCACAGCGGUGCUUCUGUCACUUUGUGCUUCCAAAGUCCCCUCUGCAUCCACCAAAAACAUCCCAGGACCACAGGCUGUGAUAUUAGAGUGAAAAAUGGGGUCAUCUUCUGCCCUGUUGCUUGUUCUGGGGUUCACCACGGGUUUAUGGAGUCUCAACCCAGAUGACCCCAAUGUGUGCAGCCACUGGGAGAGCUAUGCUGUGACAGUCCAGGAAUCUUAUGCUCAUCCCUUCGACCAAAUCUACUACACCAGAUGUACUGACAUCCUCAACUGGUUCAAAUGCACGCGACACAGGAUCAGCUAUAAGACGGCUUACCGGCGGGGAGUGAGGACCAUGUAUAGGCGCCGCUCGCAGUGUUGCCCUGGUUACUUUGAGAGUGGAGACCUGUGUGUGCCAUUGUGUACAGAGGAAUGUGUCCAUGGUCGCUGUGUGUCUCCUGAUACAUGUCAGUGUGAGCCCGGCUGGGGCGGACUGGACUGUUCCAGUGCAAACACAGCCAAUGGAACAGGCUGUGAGAGUGACUACUGGGGACCUCACUGCAGUAAUCGGUGCCAGUGCCAAAAUGGGGCUAAAUGUAACCCCAUCACAGGUGCCUGUGUCUGCACUGAUGGCUACCAGGGAUGGCGUUGUGAGGAGCCUUGUGAGCAUGGUUACUAUGGCAAGGCCUGCCAGCUACCCUGCCAGUGCCUCAAUGGUGCCACCUGCGACCAUGAGACAGGAGAGUGUAUCUGUGCACCAGGGUACACAGGGGCUUUCUGUGGGGAGCGGUGCCCGUCUGGUAGUCAUGGGCCUCAGUGUGAGCAGCGCUGUCCCUGUCAGAAUGGAGGAAUGUGCCACCACAUCACCGGAGAUUGUUCUUGCCCUACAGGGUGGACGGGUUCAGUUUGUGCCCAGCCGUGCCCAUUUGGCAAGUACGGCAUCAAUUGCAGCAAGGACUGUUCUUGUCGAAAUGGUGGCUUGUGUGACCACAUUACAGGACAGUGCCAGUGUGCAGCUGGCUUCAGUGGACGCAGGUGUCAGGAUGACUGUCCUGUUGGCACUUAUGGCCCGCAGUGUAACCAGAGGUGUGAGUGUCAGAAUGGAGCCAAGUGUCACCAUAUCAAUGGAGCCUGUCUGUGUGAAACAGGGUUUAAAGGGCCUAAUUGCCAAGAGCGGUUUUGUCCGUCUGGUCUCUAUGGGCUUAUCUGUGACAAGUACUGCCCCUGUAAUGCCACCAACACUGUAAGUUGCCACCCUCUUUCUGGUGAAUGCACCUGCUCUGUGGGAUGGGCAGGACUGUACUGUAAUGAAACCUGCCCGCCUUCAUACUACGGAGAGGGAUGCAUUCUGCCAUGCAACUGUGCUAAUGGAGCUGACUGUCAUGCUGUCACAGGGGCCUGUGUUUGUCCACCUGGGUUCAUGGGUGAGGACUGUACCACUGCCUGUCCCCCUGGUCUCUAUGGACCAAACUGCAUGUCCACCUGCUCUUGUCAUAAUCAUGCGUCCUGCUCUUCUGUGGAUGGCUCCUGCAUCUGCAGGGAAGGCUGGCAGGGUGUGGAUUGCUCCAUCCUUUGUUCCAGUGGCCAGUGGGGCCUCAGCUGUAAUCAGACAUGCUUGUGUGCCAACGGAGCUGCCUGUGACCCCAUAGAUGGCACCUGUACAUGUUCUCCUGGGUGGAGGGGAGAACACUGUGAUGAGCCGUGCCCUGAUGGCACGUAUGGGUUGGAAUGUCGUGAACGCUGUGACUGUAGUCAUGCUGAUGGCUGUGAUCCAGUGAGUGGCUACUGCCGAUGUUACCCGGGUUGGACAGGUAUCCACUGCGACAAUGUGUGUCCACAAGGUUUCUGGGGUCUGAAUUGUUCAGUCAGCUGCUCCUGUCAGAAUGGAGGUUCCUGCUCUCCCGAGGACGGCACUUGUGUGUGUGCACCUGGAUACAGAGGGACCUCCUGCAAAAGAAUCUGCUCUCCUGGGUUCUACGGGCACCGCUGCAGCCAGUCAUGCCCACAGUGUGUGCACAGUACCGGUCCAUGCCAUCAUGUCACGGGUCACUGUGAGUGCCUGCCCGGCUUCUCCGGCUCUCUGUGCAACCAAGUGUGUCCAAGUGGCAGGUAUGGGAGGGGCUGUGCUGAGAUCUGCCUUUGCACCAACAAUGGUACCUGCAACCCCAUCGAUGGCUCCUGCCAGUGUUUCCCUGGGUGGAUAGGAGAUGACUGCUCUCAGGCCUGUCCUUCUGGGCACUGGGGACCCGAUUGUCUCAACUCGUGCAACUGCCACAAUGGAGCCCAGUGCAGUGCCUACGACGGCGAGUGCAGGUGCAGCCCAGGCUGGACCGGUCUCUACUGCACACAGCGCUGUCCUUCUGGGUUCUAUGGCAGGGACUGUGCUGAAGUCUGUCGCUGCCAGAACGGUGCUGACUGCGACCACAUCACUGGCCAGUGUGCGUGCCGAACUGGCUUCAUUGGCACUGGCUGUGAGCAGAAGUGUCCUGCUGGAACAUUUGGUUACGGUUGCCAGCAACUGUGUGAGUGCUUGAACAAUGCCACAUGUGACUAUGUGACCGGAACAUGCUACUGCAGCCCCGGAUACAAAGGCAUCCGCUGUGAUCAAGCAGCUCUGAUGAUGGAAGAGCUGAACCCCUACACCAAGAUUAGUCCUGCACGAGGCUCGGAGCGGCAGUCUGCAGGAGCUGUCAUGGGCAUCAUCUUUCUCCUCCUCAUCAUCAUGGCUAUGCUCAGUCUGUUUGUGUGGUACAGACAGCGACAGAGAGACAAAGGUCAUGAGAUCCAGCCCAGUGUGUCCUACACACAGGCCAUGCACAUCACCAACACUGACUAUUCCCUCUCUGAGUGUGGCAGUACUCUCGCUAUGAGAUCGAGUGCUGCAGAGGUCAAUCAGAGUCAGAGCAGCAUCAGCAGUGGUCAGUGCUUCUCCAAUCCAAGCUACCACACUGUGGCCCAGUGUAAUGUUGUCUCCACCAUCUCCAGUAAUCUGGAUAGCACGCUGACCCUCAAAUCAAACACCCAGAAAAACAGAAAUGGCUCAGACUGGAGAGCGUACUGCAAUCUCAAUGACUUAGAUGUUCAACAAGACACGUCUGUGUCUGAGACACAGACGCAGAGAGGAUCCAGAAAAGAUUACAUUAAGGGCUCCAUGUGCAGCAACAGCUCCUGCUCGCUGAAUAGUGAGAAUCCAUACGCCACCAUUAGGGACCCACCAGGGCUGGCUUGCAAGCACACAGAGAGCAGCUACGUGGAGAUGAAAUCCCCCUCCCACCGUGAAGUGCCCUUUGGAGGCACUGCCACCCUCCUGGGCAGUGCAGGCAGGAACGUCUAUGAUGUCGAGCCGGCGGUGAGUGUUCUACAGGGACCCAAUGGAUUGGCUACUGGCUUCUCCCAGACCCCCUAUGACCUUCCUCGUGGGAGCCACAUUUCCAGUCACUAUGACAUAUUGCCCAUGCGCCACAGUCCCAUGCACACCCCACCGCCUCCCCCAGAGAGUCCCAGCUCCCUGCUCUAGAAGGUGAAGCAUCCACCUGACCCUGACAGCCAGUGUCCAGCCAUCUUUGAACCAGUGGUCCUCCCCUUGUCCUCUGUGUGUGUGUGUGUGUGUGUGUGUGUGUGUGUGUGUGUGUGUGUGUGUGUGUGUGUGUGUGUGUGUGUGUGUGUGUGUGUGUGUGUGUGUGUGUGUGAGACGCUGAGAUGGAAGGGAUGUCACAGCUCUUCUGGACCCUGUUCUCUUUGGCACUCACACUUCCUGUUGCCUAAAGGAAGGAGAACAGAAAAGAGCAUCCCACACACCAGCGAACAUUCACACACAUUUUAUUUUCCUGUAAAGGUGAUCACUGAAAUGGCUGCCUGGCCUCUUUAUGGACAUUCUGCAAA